CGGCAAAAGGGGAUUAUUCAAAGUGCCGAAAACCUCCUCCCGGGAUCGAGCGCAGCGUCACCCCCAGGCCAGGGGCACCUCUGGUGGGGCAGAAGGUGAUUGAAUUAGCCAGAUAUGAAGAUCAUCUUCUAGGUUCUGUGUAAAAAGGUCCCCGGAUAUUUGAAGUGGCCAGUUUUGGAAUUACAAUGGUCUUGGAUAUUUUUGCCUCAGAAGUUUAUUAAAAUUGGCGAAGCAGCAUCACCAAAGUGAAUUGAUAAUAGCAAACAAUUCAUUACACUACGUAAAGAGACCAGGCAUUUCUUCGUGUUUUGGCGUCAAACGGAUUAUAUAACCGGUGUUUCAGCUGGUGGAAUUUUUGCUUCUUACCCCUUGCCCCCUGUUGGUGUUCUUCAGCCAAACUGUAAGAUAUGUUUGAUUUGUGUACUGAGUAGUUUUCAACAGUUUCAAAUUACUGUUUAAAUAUUAAAGUUUCGUGGUAGUUUAUUUUUACAUUUACUUAAAGUUUUAGGAAUUUUUGAUCUUACCCUUUUUCUUCUCAUAAUGGGACAGCUUUUCUAAAUGAAGACAUUGAAAGAAAACAGAGUUUUUUUCCUUUUAUCUUUUAUUUACAUGGAAAUGUAAGAUGUUGCAGUUUCCCAGCAGUAUGGUAGUAUUGAGAUAGCUGUGUCUCCGUUUAUGUGCUCAUGUUUAGGAAUGCUCUUCAGAUGUGAAAUUUUCUUUUAGUUUUUGAUUUUUUUGUAUCAUAAAUUGGAUAUUUCGUGUGGAGUGGAUAAGUACAACGGUGACAAGUACAUGGAAUAAUAAAGAAGACUGGCCUCAAGACUUAUAAAUCUUAAAUUCAAGGAACUUGGCUAAUUUUGGCGAUAGCCAUAUGAAAACUUUACAGAAAUAUGGGUAGCUGACUUGAAGUAACUCUAUGUCAAAUAGUCAUAGGCUAAGUAUCUUCAAAGAACUUGGAAAUUACUUCAGAGGAUACAAAAUAAAAAAACAAACUGGAAAACAUAAAGAUUCCAGGGGGAAAACCAGCACCUUCCUGUGCAGUCCUGUUGGAAUUUGGACUUGCCAUGAGGUGUUGAAGCCUUGUUUCACUGAGUCGGAGAGACUGGACCUAAAUGGCGCAGCAUGACUUUGCUCCAGCCUGGCUUAAUUUUCCUACUCCACCAUCAUCAACAAAGUCAUCAUUGAAUUUUGAGAAACAUUCUGAAAACUUUUCAUGGACAGAAAAUCGCUAUGAUGUGAAUCGUCGGCGACACAACUCUUCAGAUGGCUUUGAUUCUGGCAUUGGGCGCCCUAAUGGAGGUAAUUUUGGAAGGAAAGAAAAAAAUGGAUGGCGUACACAUGGAAGAAAUGGUACUGAAAAUGUAAAUCAUAGAGGAGGAUACCAUGGUGGAAGUUCCCGUUCUCGUAGCAGUAUUUUCCAUUCUGGAAAAAACCAAGGACUACAUGAAAGUAAUAUGCCCGACAAUGAAACUGGCAGGAAAGAAGACAAGAGAGAACGAAAACAGUUUGAAGCUGAGGACUUUCCAUCUUUAAAUCCUGAGUAUGAGAGAGAACCAAAUCAGAAUAAAUCUUUAGCUGCAGGUGUAUGGGAAUAUCCUCCGAAUCCAAAACCUAGAGCUCCAAGAAUGCUGGUCAUUAAGAAAGGUAAUUCAAAAGACUUACAGCUAUCUGGAUUCCCAGUAGUGGGAAAUCUUCCAUCACAGCCAGUUAAGAAUGGGACUGGUCCAAGUGUUUAUAAAGGCUUAGUCCCGAAACCUGCUGCUCCACCUACAAAACCUACACAAUGGAAAAGCCAAACUAAAGAAAAUAAAGGUGGACCAUCUUUCUCGCAUGAGUCUUCAUAUGGUGUUGGCAACUUUAAUGCUUUCAAAUCGACUACAAAGAAUUUUAGUCCAUCAACAAAUUCUGUGAAAGAGUGUAAUCGUUCAAAUUCCUCUUCACCUGUUGACAAACUUAAUCAGCAACCUCGUUUAACCAAACUGACACGAAUGCGUACCGACAAAAAGAGUGAAUUUUUGAAAGCAUUGAAAAGGGACAGAGUAGAAGAGGAACAUGAAGAUGAAAGUCAUGCUGGCUCAGAGAAGGAGGAAGAUUCGUUUAAUUUGCACAACAGCAAUAGUAGUCAUCAAGAGAGGGAUAUAAAUCGAAACUUUGAUGAAAGUGAGAUUCCACAAGAGAAUGGCAAUGCCUCAGUGCUUUCUCAACAGAUCAUUCGGUCUUCAACUUUUCCACAAACCGAUGUGCUUUCAAGUUCACUUGAAGCAGAACACAGGUUGUUAAAGGAAAUGGGCUGGCAGGAAGAUAGUGAAAAUGAUGAAACAUGUGCUCCUUUAACUGAGGAUGAAAUGAGAGAAUUCCAAGUUAUUAGUGAACAGUUACAGAAGAAUGGUCUGAGAAAAAAUGGUAUUUUGAAAAAUGGCCUGAUCUGUGACUUCAAGUUUGGACCCUGGAAAAACAGCACUUUCAAACCCACUAUUGAGAAUGAUGACACAGAGACAAGUAGCAGUGACACAUCAGAUGAUGAUGAUGUGUGAAGAAUUUCCUAACAGCUUUAGAAAUUUUAGUGUGACACAUCUCUCAUACUGUUUGGGGUGAAUUGUAAAAAUGAAGAACUAUAAUUUAUGUAGUAAAAUACCCCAUUAGAAGAUGAUUUUUUUGGGGGACUUCAAUAUGAAGAAAACCAAGAAUGUUGUGUUGGGCUGUGUUGAACAUUAUUUCUUUGUAAAUGAAUGUUGUAGAAAUGAGGACUUUGGUUGAUCCAGCAUUGACUUUUCUUCAUCACUGCAGCAUUUCUCUGACUAGCAAUGUGACGAUGUAACAAAUGAGAUUUUCUCAUUUAAUAAUAAAAAAUUGUGUAAUG
Molecule: messenger RNA, 2860 nt
Organism: Elephantulus edwardii (Cape elephant shrew)
Lineage: Eukaryota; Metazoa; Chordata; Mammalia; Macroscelidea; Macroscelididae
Gene: GPBP1
Product: GC-rich promoter binding protein 1
Exons: 12
Coding region: 1113-2534 (473 amino acids)
Biological process (GO): DNA-templated transcription; positive regulation of DNA-templated transcription
Cellular component (GO): nucleus
Molecular function (GO): RNA binding; DNA binding
Source: RefSeq, a predicted model, not a curated record